This is a messenger RNA of Mauremys reevesii (Reeves's turtle), 2215 nucleotides long. RefSeq names its product ADP ribosylation factor like GTPase 2 (gene ARL2). The transcript is spliced from 5 exons. Gene Ontology annotation, molecular function: GTPase activity; GTP binding. Gene Ontology annotation, cellular component: microtubule cytoskeleton; cytoplasm. The record is from RefSeq and is a predicted model, not a curated record. Lineage: Eukaryota; Metazoa; Chordata; Testudines; Geoemydidae. The coding region runs from base 90 to 749 and encodes 219 amino acids. Gene Ontology annotation, biological process: protein folding.
AAUUAGCGCUGUGAGGGAUCUCUCCUGGCGGCAGGGCCCGUCCUCCUUGGUUUUCGGUAAGGGGGCGGACCGUGUAGUGAGUGCACCCAAUGGAGAUCAACGCUGUGGUGAUUGGCGGCUAUGGGACCCAAUGGGCGCUGGUCCGUGGAAAGCAGGUGCCGGGCGGGGCGGAAGAGGCGGCUGGACUGCUGGUGAUGGGGCUGCUGACUAUUCUGAAGAAGAUGCGACAGAAGGAGCGGGAGCUGCGGCUCCUCAUGCUUGGCCUAGACAAUGCUGGCAAAACCACCAUCCUGAAGAAGUUCAACGGGGAGGAUAUCGACACCAUCUCACCCACACUGGGCUUCAACAUCAAAACUCUGGAGCACCGGGGGUUCAAGCUGAACAUCUGGGAUGUGGGCGGACAGACAUCCCUGCGCUCCUACUGGCGCAACUACUUUGAGAGCACAGAUGGUCUCAUCUGGGUGGUGGACAGCGCUGACCAGCAGCGCCUGCAGGUCUGCAAGCAGGAGUUGCAGAGCCUCCUGGUGGAAGAGCGCCUGGCCGGAGCCACCCUGCUCAUCUUCGCCAACAAACAGGACCUGCCGGGAGCACUGUCCUCCAAUGCCAUCCGGGAGGCCUUGGAACUAGACAGCAUCAAAAGCCACCAUUGGUGCAUCCAGGCCUGCAGUGCCUUCACUGGGGAGAACCUGCUGACGGGGAUCGACUGGCUCCUGGAUGAUAUUUCCAGCCGGAUCUUCACCACGGACUGACCAUGCCCCAGACUUGGCCCCCUCCUUUGUGCGGGGGCUGCAAGAAUGGGGGUGGGGCUGCAUCCAAGCUUUGAACAGAGUUCCCAGGACCAUGUGGCUGUUGUUUCCAUGGACCCUCUCAUCAUGCUUUCCUCCAACAGUCAGUCACCGGGACAGCAACUCCCCUUGGAUUCGGCUUAGAUCCCAGCUGCCCCCUGGAUUGACGCAUGGCUUAGUGCCCCUGGCCUGGGUCUCGUGCAUGCGUUUCAGGGUUUGAGCCUUUAAUGCUGGCAAUCAGUUCGACCCAAAUGAAGGGGGAAGCUGGGGAAGCAGAGGGACCAGGCCAUUUAUAGUUGUGGGGGCUGACGCCCCAUCACUGGAGCACAAGGCCUGUGUGAGUGGGACUGGUAGAGAGGCACCCCCCCCCAAAAAAAAAAAACAAAAACAAAAAACCAAACAAACAAAAACCCAAACCACCUCUGUAUCAAACAUUCACUCACAUUUUUCAUCUCCUGCGCUAAUAAAAUCAGUGGCCUAUGUCCUGGCUAUGCCUGGAUUCCUUGACCCUGCAUGGAUUGCCUUGUGGUUUUGGCUUAUUGUGCCAGCUUCACCUGAGAGAUGGACUUCCCCUAGGGGUGGCUCUAGAUGCCCAGCUACAGCAUCUGUUUCUCACAUGGGCUUAGUGAUGCCUGUAUAUUUUUUUUUUCCUGCCUCAGCUGAGUUGCAGUUGGGGGCAGGGGCACUCAAGAGGCUGGGGGUGAGGGGGGAGUUCUGCAAGGAUCUCCCUCACCCUCCCACUCUAUCCUGAACCUGCUGUGGUUUUAAGCAGAGAGAUUCACUUCCUGUUCUUAACUGUUACUAUGAGCUAUUAAACAGCUCCCUCUGUCCCAGUCAGUGGUGGCUGCAUCUCAGAGCCAAUCAAGGGAUCACUGAAUAAACAGCCCCUGCUCCCCACCUCAGAGGGGGCUACAUCUCAGCACUGAGUGAGGGAUCCCUGUAGAAACAGCUCUUGUGCCCCACCCCAGAGGCAGCUGCAUUUUAGUGAUUGAGAAAGUUAAUCUCUGUCAAAUACAGUUUAAUAAUUCACCUCUUUCCAGUGCAUUUAAUCUCAUUUUGCUCUGCAAACUCUGCACUCACCCUCAUUGUGCUGCAGCAACCUCUGGGAUGGAGAAGGGAUAGGAGAGCCAUGAGAGGUGCUGUUUUGGCCAAGGUCCCUGCGGCAGUGGGAAGCCCUGGGCUGCUGCAGACAUGCCCUCUGGUUAGCUGUGUCCGUACAGCAAUGGCAAGACCUCGACUUUAAGGAUGUACCUCAAAGAUGCCCCCCCAACAUAGAACUGCGAGGGCUGGAGCAGCCUGGCUGGGGUUGGAAUGGGACAUGGGGAUUGAGGUUCCAGAGAGCAAACCUUAUUCCUAGCUCUUUGCUCUGCUUGUAAAGCCCAUCAGCAUUAGAAGGGCGACACCAUUUUUCUCCCUACUCUCUAUUUACC